UCAGUCUGCCGUCUCUGUACACGAUGGAUGCUGACAAGAAACGUCUGCAAAAAGAGUUGAUGACACUGCAGCUCAAUCCACCAGUAGGAAUUAAAGUCAACGGUGACCAUGGAUCAAGUCUAACUACGUGGUAUGUAGAAAUGGAAGGAGCAACCGGAACUCUAUAUGAAGGCGAAAAAUUUCAACUAUUGUUUAAAUUUACCAACAGAUAUCCAUUUGACUCACCCGAGGUUGUAUUUACGGGCACGAACAUUCCUGUGCACCCACACGUCUACAGUAAUGGCCACAUAUGUCUGUCCAUUCUCACAGAGGACUGGUCACCAGCUCUCUCAGUUGAGUCAGUCUGCCUUAGCAUUGUCAGCAUGCUUAGCAGCUGCAAGGAGAAGAAGCGCCCACCUGAUAACACAUUUUAUGUUAAGACCUGUAGCAAAAAUCCCAAGAAAACUCGGUGGUGGUACCAUGAUGAUAAGGUUUGAUGGUGUGUUGGCUUCCCAAGGCUGUACAUAAUCCUCAAACACUGAUGCUACUUACAACACUGUCAGCUUGCUUCCAUCCAAGUCUACACAACUAAGAAGGUGUAUAUACACAUGAAAUAUCAUUUUGCUGCAAAACUGAGCAUUUUUUGAUAUUCCAUGUAAGACGACUAUGAUAUCAUUAGUUUGCCUGUGAUUCCCACUCAGUGAUGGUGGUUCUUCUAGUCUGUACAGACACAGUUGUUUGUCGUAAAUCAUAUUUACUAGGGGGUGUAACAAUUCAUCGAUACAUCGGUGAAUCACGAUACAGAGGCCCACGAUACGAUAAUCGAUACGCAGUGUCCUUGUACUGAUACAAACUACACGGUUAAACUGUUGAACAGUGAAUAAGGCAAGCUAAACUAUUUUUAAUAAAGAACAUGUAAUUCCUUUUAAAUCUUUUAUUUUAUGAAGUCCGUCUCAGCGUUACGUAUAUCAGGAAUUACAAGCAAUGUAUCGCAAUACGUAUCGUAUCGUGAACUACGUAUCGUGACCCGAGUGUAUCGUGACACCUCUAAUAUUUGCACUACAAAAUUGGUAUGUUUGUUGUAACCCUGCAAUUAUAUUGCCAGCAUUCACCAGGAGAAAAUAUCCAAGCAGAUUAGAAAUCACAAACAAUAAUCUUAGUUAGUGUAUUUAAGUAACAAAACAUAAAGCAUUAGCUUGUUGGGUACAAUUUUAGUCUAUAUUUUGGGUGCAAUUUGGGAGUUCAAUCUUCUUGGAGUAACAAAGUAUUAUAUAAUUUGAGAUGAAUUGAGGUGCUUACCAAGGAUUCAAUGUGGUUGGGUGUUAUUGUAACCUGGGAUGUAAAUACUGUUAUUAAAACUGUUGAAAUGCACUUGAAAUGCAAACUUGUGAGCAAUUUGUGUUCUUUGGGAAAACUGUAUGUGUGUGUUUGACAGUAUAGAUGUAGAUGGAUAGAAUCUAUUGCUCAUAAAACUGCUAGAUUCUGUAGCUCGUUUGGAUCAAAUAUAUCUAUAGUCAAUACUAUAGAUAUAUUCAUGGUAAUGUUUAAUAAUGCCUUCAAAGUGCAAAUGAAUGAAUCAACCAUUACACAGGUGGAAGACCGUAAACUGCCAUAAAAAGAGGUAAUCUUCUUGGAAGGUUGCCAAUAGUAUAUAUAACCUACUUAUAGGACCUUCCAAGCUGCCAAAUUUGUAUAUGUAUAUCUUAAUUGUAUUUUAGCUGUACGCAACGAACUGGUAGCGCAGUAGAUAUCCAGACUAUGCUGUCUCUUCUCAUACAAGUCUUUAAAGCUGUUACUGGGAAGUGUGUGCACACACGUACAUGUAUGCACGUGUAAUUGUGUACAUAAAACAAAGUUUAUCUCAGUUAUUAUGGAUCUAACUGAGAUAAACUUAUUUUUAUGUGAACUAUAGAGAUCCGAUGAAAUUAUUCAAUCACACAAUAUUGUACAUUUCCUUUUUUCAAAUUAAAGUUCAUGUUAUACUAUGUGAGCUACACGUGUAGUGACAUUUUUGAGGUAGAUGUUCACCUGAAAAUCACGGUUUUUAAUGAGAAAUCGAAAUUGUAAUGCAUCAUGAAUAGAAAGUAGUGUGACGAUAAGGAAUUAUGUUAAGCUCUAUAAACAGUAGAGUCCUUAAUGAAUCACCAUGUUAUCGUGUAAUUUCUCUAUUACAGUAUUAGGUACGUUUAAUAAACCUAUUGUUCCUCGGUACCACUAUGGCGGGGGUUUUCAUAACAGUCUCAUCUACAUGUAAUUGAUAAGAUGUGUAGCUCAAUGAACUAACUACGGCGCUGUGCUUUGUUGACCCCCUUCAUAAGUGCUCUAGCAUUACUCAUUCUAGAUAUGACAUCGUACUACAAAAUAUUUACCAGGAAUUUAUUUACCAUAAUAUCAAGAGCGGGUUAAUGCGCUCUUGAUAAUAUAAUAUUUAUAUAGGAUUUUACUAUACCAUUCCUUGACUGAAUUGAUGAUUUCCAUGCUUAACUCUUACACGAUUAGUUAAUGUAAGGAUAUAGUCUAUUUAUCUAUAGUGAUCUUAAUAAAGACAAAUGAGAAUCCGUCGUUUAGCACGAUCCAUUUCAGUCACAGAACUGUUCGUGGACGUUAGAUCCAUGCCAUAUUUACUCCUGGUGAGAACUAAUCGGGUUCAGUUGUUGUUAGGAAAACCUUUACGUGGAGUGGAGGACAAGUUUACAUGGAUAUUAGGAAACUAUCACGUAUAUGGUUCCAUGGCUCGAGGUAUUUGGAUUCUGUUUUAGUAAGAGUUUACUUUGUAUGUGCUAUACAUAUUUCGUUUAAUGCUGAUUGAUAAUAAACAGUAACACAGUACUAAACUGAAUUUAUUCGUAGGGGUCAAUUUAACCACUUAUAGUUAACAUUAUAUAGUAACCAUUCGUUUUUAUGUCGGGAAGUCGGCAAAGAGAGUACGUAGGUCCUAUCUCGGGUGCACUACCUGUGUAUGUUCUAAAGGGAAUUUGGUUUUCGCCCCUGUUACUAUGACCAUAAUUGUACAAUUAUUUCAUUCGCUCUGUGACAAAAUGUUGUGCUUAUGAUUAAUUCGAUUUGAGUCUGAGUAGAAUAAUUAUGGUUGUACGUAUAUUUUUUAGCUUUAUGAUCAUACUUGUUUGUCCGUGGGCACUAUAUGUAAUGUUUUUGUGGUGUAAAUAAAAUCAGUUACAUUCUUUUUAAAAUUUUAA
This is a messenger RNA of Priapulus caudatus, 3176 nucleotides long. RefSeq names its product ubiquitin-conjugating enzyme E2 W-like. The transcript has 6 exons. The coding region runs from base 24 to 476 and encodes 150 amino acids. Lineage: Eukaryota; Metazoa; Priapulida; Priapulimorpha; Priapulimorphida; Priapulidae. The record is from RefSeq and is a predicted model, not a curated record.